This is a messenger RNA of Equus quagga, 1172 nucleotides long. RefSeq names its product class I histocompatibility antigen, Gogo-B*0103 alpha chain-like. Gene Ontology annotation, molecular function: signaling receptor binding; peptide antigen binding. The transcript is spliced from 7 exons. Lineage: Eukaryota; Metazoa; Chordata; Mammalia; Perissodactyla; Equidae. The record is from RefSeq and is a predicted model, not a curated record. Gene Ontology annotation, biological process: antigen processing and presentation of endogenous peptide antigen via MHC class Ib; positive regulation of T cell mediated cytotoxicity; antigen processing and presentation of endogenous peptide antigen via MHC class I via ER pathway, TAP-independent. Gene Ontology annotation, cellular component: external side of plasma membrane. Bases 78 to 1172 code for a protein of 364 amino acids.
CCACCAGCGUUUCCAUCGUUCCAGGUUAUAAAGUCUCCACCACCGUCCGGGACGCAGAUUCUCCUCAGACCCUAAGAAUGAGGGUCACGGCGCCCCGAACCCUCCUCCUGCUGCUCUCGGGCACCCUGGCCCUGACCGAGACCUGGGCGGGCUCCCACUCCAUGAGGUAUUUCUACACCGUCACGUCCCGGCCCGGCCGCGGGGAGCCCCGCUUCAUCGCCGUCGGCUACGUGGACGACACGCAGUUUGUGGGGUUCGACAGCGACGCCGCGAGUCCGAGGAUGGAGCCGCGGGCGCCGUGGAUGGAGCAGGAGGGGCCGGAGUAUUGGGAGCGGGAGACGCAGAGCGUCAAGGGCACCGCACAAAGUUUCCGAAAGAGCCUGAACACCAUCCGUGGCAACUACAACCAGAGCGAGGCCGGGUCUCACACCUUCCAGUGGAUGUCUGGCUGCGACGUGGGGCCGGAUGGGCGCCUACUCCGCGGGUACGGGCAAUCCGCCUACGACGGCGCCGAUUACCUCGCCCUGAACGAGGACCUGCGCACCUGGACCGCGGCGGACGCGGUGGCUCAGAUUUGCAAGCGCGAAUGUGAAGCAGGCGGUGUGGCGGAGCGCGUCAGGGGCUACGUGAAGGGCACGUGCGUGGAGCGGAUCCUCAGAUACCUGGAGAUCGGGAAGGAGACGCUGCAGCGCGCGGAUCCCCCAAAGACACAGGUGACCUACCACCCCAUCUCUGACCAUGAGGUCACCCUGAGGUGCUGGGCCCUGGGCUUCUACCCUGCGGAGAUCACCCUGUCCUGGCAGCGUGAUGGAGAGGACCUGACCCAGGACACGGAGUUUGUGGAGACCAGGCCUGCAGGGGACGGGACCUUCCAGAAGUGGGCGGCUGUGGUGGUGCCUUCUGGAGAGGAGCAGACAUACACAUGCCGUGUGCAGCACGAGGGGCUACCUGAGCCCGUCACCCUGAGAUGGGAGCCACUGCCUCAGCCCACCAUUCCCAUCAUUUGCAUCAUUGCUGGCCUGGUUCUCCUUGGAGCUGUGGUGGCUGGAGUUGUGAUGUGGAUGAAGAAGUGCUCAGGUGGAAAAGGAACAAACUAUGUUGUGGCUGCAAGCAGUGACAGUGCCCAGGGCUCUGAUGUGUCUCUCAAGGCAGGUGAGCCCCUGGAGGCCUGA